GGUUUGGAUUGUACUACUUUCGCGUUCCAUCAGCCCGGGCAAUCGGGAGUGGCGGCGGCUGUACUGUGCGGCCGGGAAGGAGGAGGCGGAGGAAGAAGAGGAGGAGGAGGAAGAGGAAGCAGAAGCAGAACUAGAAGCAGCAGGGGAGAGGCAGGAAGCAAGCAAGCAAGCAGCCAACAGUGAGCUCCAUGGUCAUCUGAUCUCAGCCCCGCGUCCGGCAGGGAGAGAGGAGAGAGGGCAACCAGCAGCAGCAGCAGCAGCAGCAAGACCUGCCUGGCCUGGCAAUUUAAGCUCUCCACACGCCUCUCCUCUUCCUUCUCUUUACAAAAUCCCACCUUCUCUCUCUCUUUCUUCCCUCGCAAUGCAUCCUGCGCUCCUUCCUAUACCGCGUUCUCUCCUUCCCCGAUCUUGCAUUCACUCCUACUAAAGUCCUUUGCAACUCGUCCUCUCGCGCGUCCCUUCCUUCCCUUUAUUUCCUCUCUAUUCUUUCUUUCACAGCUUCCCCCCUCUGUGACAUUCCCCCGUCUCUCAUUUAUUAGGGCGGAAAAGGCUGCCUGAGCUUUUGGGAAACUUUAAGGCCAGCGGGCAUAUAUUUCUUUGGUGGAAAUAACCUGCUUUGUUUUUUCCUUUCUCUCUUCUCCGUCAGCUACUUGUGUUCUGCUUCUUUCUUCCCUAACCUCCUGCCCUUUAUCUUGUGCUCUCUUUCCACCGCUGAAAAUACAUGUCAGAUUCUGGUUAGUGUCACCUUUUCUUCCUAUUUUUUUUUUAGCGCACAUCUGGACAAAGAUACUCGAUCCUUUCUUCUCUUUCUGGAGUGAUGUUUGGUGGUUGUUCAUUUUUUUUUAAUAGCUAGGUCUUAAUUCUCACUUUUUGUUAUGCUUUUGGACGAACUGAGAAUUUUGGGAGUGUGAGUUCUGUUUCCCCCUGUUGGAUACUGGGAUCAAAAGAGGAAGAAAAAGGAAACAACCCCUCUCUAUUCUCCCCUUUCUUUCCCUGAAGGACUUUGCCCUCUGGAAUUCUAUUCUUCACAAAUUGCGACACUUUCUGGCACCCAACCUUUGGAUAUAAGGAAAAUUACCCUUUGUGGAAGAAACAGUCCAUCACUUCCUCCUACUUAUUUCCCCCCCCCCCUCCAACCAACAGAAGUGCAGCUGAGAUUUUGAUAAACUGGAUUGAACCAAUGUGUUGCAUCUGAGGAUCACAUGCUUAAGAAACAAAAACAGCAAAAACACAUCUUAUACAGCUUCUUGGCAUCAUAGGAAGGAACUCCCUUGUCAAAGAGAGCUGUGUGGCUUUUUCUUUUCAUUUCUUUCUUUUUAUUUGAAAGAAGCAAAGCUUUUGGAAGUAGAGGUUGCACCUCUUCCCGCCCCCCUCUGAUCCAAAGAUACACUUGGCACAAAUACAACCUCCACAUUUUUAUAAGACACUUCUGAAGAAAAAGAGGGUGUCCUUGUUUGUGCUCAACACGAUCCUGCACCGGGAGUGAUUUCAGGAUCUUGGAAAGCAGGAAGGAAACGAUAAGACACUGUCAUGCUGGACGUUAUGUCCCGAUUAGCAGCAAUGAGGCUUUAAAGCAGAACAGAUUUCCCACUGGAAAGUGCGGGAGUGGUGGAGAAUCCCGGAAGGAAGGAAGGAAGCCUGGCAGAAACAGGAGGAGGAGCUGACCUAGCACAUGAAUGGCUGCCAAGGAUUAUGACCACUUGUUCAAAUUGCUCAUCAUUGGGGACUCUGGAGUUGGAAAAAGUAGUCUCCUGCUCCGAUUUGCAGACAAUACUUUCUCCGGCAGCUAUAUCACAACUAUUGGGGUUGAUUUCAAAAUCCGGACACUAGUCAUCAAUGGAGAGCGAGUGAAACUGCAGAUCUGGGACACUGCAGGACAGGAACGGUUCCGGACCAUCACCUCCACGUAUUACCGUAACACUCAUGGUGUCAUCAUCGUGUAUGAUGUGACAAACCCCGAGUCUUUUGUUAAUGUCAAGCGCUGGUUACACGAGAUUGGGCAGAACUGUGACACCGUCUGCAAGAUUUUAGUGGGUAACAAAUGUGAAGAUCCAUCACGGAAGCAAGUGGAAACAGCCGAUGCGCGGCGGUUCAGUGAGCAGAUGGGAGUGCGGCUCUUUGAGACCAGCGCAAAAGAGAACGUCAAUGUUGAAGAGAUGUUCAAUGCCAUCACAGCCAUGGUGCUCCGAACCAAACAAGAGAACCUGGCACGACUCCACCAGCAAAAUGAGGUCGUCAAAAUCAACAAGUCCAAAAAGAAACCAUCUGUCAAGAAAUGCUGCUGAAGGGAUAACCUCUGCAUUCUCUUCUCCCACCCCACAUUCCAACAAGGACUGGACUGAGUGGGGGCAGGGAUGUGUGCUAAAAAAAGCAGCCAUGUGUGGGAAUCUUUGUGGGAGGGGCACAAGAGUCUGUGUGGAUGCUGACAACACUGGAAUUGUGCUCCCUGCCCCCCCCCCCGCCCUUAGGGAGGUAAUGUUACUGGGAUGGAGCAUCCAUGUAAGCACUGAAAUCCCUCUUCACUUUUGGCAGGGUGGGGGAAGGGCUGCAUUUGCAAAAAUGGGGGCUGGGUAGAUUGAAGAACAUUGAGCAUUAAACUCUUCUGCUGAAACAAAUUGUAACAAGGUGAUGAGUAGGAUGGGGACACAGAUGAGUUGGGGAGGUAUAGUCUGUUCCCAACAUUUGCAGUUCUGCCUUGAAACUUUUCAUUUGUUACUUUUACACAUACACACAUAUAUAUACACCCACCUAUGUGGCCACUGCAGUGCAGUCCAAAUAUAAAAAUGUUGGUUGCUCUAGGAACAGCAGUGGUGGGGGAAAUGGUGGGCAUUAACUUCUUGGAGAGUACCCUACUCUGUAACUACACUCUGACAUAUAUGUUGAAGUGGGGGAAAUCUUGAGGAACAAGUCAUAGCAAUACAUUUAGCAAUUGUUUGAAUUGCCCGUUUUCUUAACUCUUUAGGCUUGGUUGGAAUUCAGUCUUUAGAUGUGGCUUAGAAACCAGGAUGUAUUCCUUUCCUGCCAGAAUCUGGAAUAGGAUCAUUCAUCUUUGUUGCUGCUGUAAACCCCAGGUCUCUGAGAGAACAGCUAUAUAUGUUCACCUCCAAAUAGGAUUGGGGCUAUAAAAAGUAAUUUUUGAUAACCUCCCUACCCCAUAUCUGAAAUUGUGAUUGGGGUGCCAUUCUAUCUGCCCAGUCUCCCUCUUGAAACUGAGGAACUAAUUGGAUGUGUGUGUGUGUGUCGGGGGAUGGGGUGGGGUGGGGAGGCAAUAAUCCAAACUAGACUAUAUCUGAAUAUCUGGAGCUGGUAGAUGAUCUCCACUCUACAACCCACAACUUGAGUGGGGCAUAACGGUGAAAUCUCAUCUACCCCUCCCUCUUUCUUUAACUGCAAGGAUCCUGACUGUGCAAUAUGUUUGCUCUAUGAAUUAUUUUAUAUACACAAAUGUAUAUAAUUAAAACAUCCUUGUUUUAACCCACUGCUAAUGGCAUUAAACUCAUUAAGGAGACACCACUAUUCAAUAAAGAACAUUUAGAUAUGAAA
Molecule: messenger RNA, 3543 nt
Organism: Hemicordylus capensis (graceful crag lizard)
Lineage: Eukaryota; Metazoa; Chordata; Lepidosauria; Squamata; Cordylidae
Product: ras-related protein Rab-35-like
Exons: 6
Coding region: 1677-2285 (202 amino acids)
Biological process (GO): endocytic recycling
Cellular component (GO): plasma membrane; endosome membrane
Molecular function (GO): GTPase activity; GTP binding
Source: RefSeq, a predicted model, not a curated record